AUGACGGCUCAAGCCAAUAGAGAAGUGAUAGCUACGGAAAAUCCUAAUGUGAAUUUGGCUGCUUCUAGGGUUAGGGAUUUUUCUAGAAUGAACCCUCCCGAAUUUCAUGGCUCUAAAGUUGAAGAGGAUCCCCACAGGUUUAUCGAUGAGGUGUAUAAGGUCCUUGAUAUUAUGGGGGUAUCUUCGGGAGAGAAGGCAGAGUCCGAUGGACAAGGUCGACCAAGGUUUAGACAAAGAUUCUCCAACCAAGGCUCCUGUAGUUCUCCAAGGGUAAAAAAGGAUGGGGUUUCCAACCCUAAACCUCAAGGAGGUGAUAGUGGUGGCUCUUAUGUUGCUAGGCCUAAUUGUGCAAAAUAUGGUAGAAAGCAUGAUGGCAAGUGUCUUGCUGGUACCGAUGGGUGUUUUAGUUGUGGGAAGAUUGGAAAUAAGAUGAGGGAUUGUCCAAUGCUCAAGGUUAAUGGAAGGGAAGAUAAACAAGCUCCUCCAAGCGGUUCCAACUCCAAUGCGCUAAAGCAAAACCGCUUUUAUGCUCUUCAAUCCCAAGGUGACCAAGAGAGAUCCUUGGAUGUGCUGAUUGAUAUUUCUUUCGAACGAGAAAUAGAUUUUGGUAUUCACCUCUUACCGGAUACGCAACCUAUCUCCAUGCCUCCUUAUAGAAUGACUCUGGCCAAGUUGUAA
This is a messenger RNA of Solanum verrucosum, 678 nucleotides long. RefSeq lists its product as uncharacterized. Gene Ontology annotation, molecular function: nucleic acid binding; zinc ion binding. The coding region runs from base 1 to 678 and encodes 225 amino acids. The transcript is spliced from 3 exons. The record is from RefSeq and is a predicted model, not a curated record. Lineage: Eukaryota; Viridiplantae; Streptophyta; Magnoliopsida; Solanales; Solanaceae.